AUGAAGACCGCCGUGCUACUUUCAGCUCUUAUGCCCAGUGCGCUGGGCGCAACAAUUUACCUGGCUGGUGAUUCAACCAUGGCAAAGAAUGGCGGUGGAUCAGGCACAGAAGGCUGGGGUGAAUAUGUCUCACCCUAUACCUCAUUGACGGUAUCCAACAAGGCCAUUGGCGGCCGUAGUGCGCGCUCAUACACUCGCGAGGGCCGAUUCGACGCCAUUGCAGAUGUCGUGCAGUCUGGAGACUGGGUCGUAAUCGAAUUCGGCCACAACGAUGGUGGCUCUUUAUCUACCACCGACAACGGGAGAACCGACUGUGCAGGCACUGGAAGCGAAACAUGCAGCACUGUCUACGACGGUGUUGCCGAGACCGUUCUUACCUUCGGUGCCUAUGUCAAGGCCGCCACGAAGAAGUUCCAGGCGAAGGGAGCUAACGUGAUCAUCUCAUCUCAGACUCCAAACAAUCUCUGGGAGACUGGUGCGUUCGUUUACUCUGAGCCUCGCUUCGUGGGAUACGCCAAAACUGCAGCUUCCGAGGCGGGCGUCCCGUAUAUCGAUCAUUUCGCAUACGUUGCGGACCGCUACGAGUCCCUGGGCCUCACCACUGUGAACAGCUACUUCCCGAAUGAUCACACUCAUACUAGUGCCGAUGGUGCGUCUGUCGUGUCUCAGGCAUUCUUCAAGGCUGUUGUAUGUGGAAACGUCGCGCUGAAGAGUUCCCUGACCACCAGCUCUUUCCCGGGCUCUUGUCUUUGA
Messenger RNA from Penicillium brevicompactum, 753 nucleotides. RefSeq names its product rhamnogalacturonan acetylesterase RgaE. The transcript is spliced from 2 exons. Gene Ontology annotation, molecular function: hydrolase activity, acting on ester bonds. Bases 1 to 753 code for a protein of 250 amino acids. Lineage: Eukaryota; Fungi; Ascomycota; Eurotiomycetes; Eurotiales; Aspergillaceae. The record is from RefSeq and is a predicted model, not a curated record.